CUCGAUUGCUUCAACCAUCGGACUCGGUGCCGCGACAAAUCCGCAAUUGUUUCAGCGAGGGCAUCGAUACAACUUUCGCCAUGGUGUUGCAAGAUCUCGGGCGUCGCAUCAACGCGGCGGUUUCUAACCUCACGCGAGAGCAGAAUCUGGAUGAAAAGGCUUUCGACUCCAUGCUCAAGGAGAUCUGCGCUGCUCUUCUCGAGGCCGACGUAAACGUGCGACUUGUCGGACAGCUCCGGAAAUCGAUUCGUAGCGCCGUCAACUUUAAAGAACUCCCGCCUGCCGUCAACAAGAAGCGUCUGAUUCAAAAGGCCGUUUUCGACGAGCUGGUGAAACUCGUCGACCCCCAUGCCGAGCCCUUCAAGCCCAAGAAGGGCAAAUCAAACGUCAUCAUGUUUGUAGGUCUGCAGGGUGCGGGUAAAACGACGACGUGUACGAAGCUGGCGAGACACUACCAGAGCAGAGGACUGCGGUCGUGCUUGGUUUGCGCCGAUACGUUCCGUGCUGGUGCUUUCGAUCAGUUGAAGCAGAACGCGACAAAGGCCAAGAUUCCGUACUAUGGUUCACUUACGGAGACGGACCCGGCUGCGGUUGCUCGAGCUGGUGUUGAGCAAUUCAAAAAGGAGAAGUUCGAUGUCAUCAUCGUCGAUACGUCAGGUCGACACAGACAGGAAUCUGCCCUGUUCCAAGAAAUGAUUGAUAUCCAGGCAGCAGUCAACCCAGAUGAGACCAUCAUGGUGCUAGAUGCAUCAAUAGGUCAACAAGCCGAAUCUCAAGCGAAAGCCUUCAAAGAAGCUGCCGACUUUGGUGCCAUCAUUAUCACCAAGACGGACGGUCACGCGCACGGCGGUGGUGCCAUUUCUGCGGUCGCCGCUACACACACACCCAUUGUGUUCAUUGGUACUGGAGAACACAUGCUAGAUCUAGAACGGUUCGAGCCUCAGCGAUUUGUUCAGAAGCUAUUGGGAAUGGGUGAUAUGGCAGGCCUUGUUGAGCACGUGCAGAGCCUUAAUCUGAAUCAAAAAGACACAAUGAAGCACAUUCAAGAAGGUAUCUUUACGGUGCGAGACUUGCGAGACCAGCUUUCAAAUAUCAUGAAGAUGGGACCCCUGUCGAAGAUGGCUGGCAUGAUUCCCGGUAUGAGCGGGCUGAUGCAAGGCAUGGAUGACGAAGAGGGUGGCUUGAAGCUGAAGCGCAUGAUUUACAUCUGCGAUUCCAUGACCGACAAAGAACUCGACUCUGACGGCAAGAUUUUCAUCGAUGAACCAACCCGAAUGACUCGUAUUGCUCGAGGAUCGGGUACCUCAGUUCGUGAGGUGGAAGAUCUCCUUACACAGCAGCGGAUGAUGGCCGGUAUGGCUAAGAAGAUGGGUGGCAACAUGAAGAAUAUGCAGAGAGCUCAGCAGGCCAUGGCAGGUGGAAACAAGGCACAGCAACUGGCUGCUAUGCAGAAACGACUACAGAGCAUGGGCGGCGCUGGUGGCGCUGGAGGCAUGCCAGAUAUGGGAUCAUUAAUGAAGAUGCUCGGUGGCGGAGGCAUGCCUGGCGGGAUGGAUAUGCAGGCGAUGAUGCGACAGAUGGGCAUGGGCGGUGGUAUGCCUGGCAUGCCAGGUAUGCCAGGAGCUGGCCGUGGCCGGAGGUGAGGCAAGAGAUUGGAGUGAUUGUGGCUAUGUGUGAAUUUGAUUUCGUUUCAUCCUUGUUUCGGAGCUCCGGUAGGUUGGGCAUUUUUACGGAUGAUGGCUGGUUGCUAGAGCUCAUGUGCAUAGGUAUCGGCGUUUGGCAGUGAUGAAGGGAUUAAAUGAAUGGUGGCUCGAAGAGAGCAAGAUGCAAUGUCAAGGUACACGGUAUAUGAUGCAAUGUGUAUAUGAUUCAAUGUCGGCGUCUGCUCACAAUCUUGAACAUACAUGCUUUGCUUCACCGGGGCCACCAAGAUAUAAUAUACCAAGAAAAAUAAGAUCCUUUAAUGCUGACACUUUUAUACAGCGUUAAGGAGAAUACCAAUGCGCAGUGAAUCUCACUCAGAGUGUGUGACACUUGGACCAUUAGGCCAUUGUAAUAGUAUAAGAAAUAGUGAUGGUUUAAUAAUCGCCCAU
Molecule: messenger RNA, 2093 nt
Organism: Trichoderma asperellum CBS 433.97
Lineage: Eukaryota; Fungi; Ascomycota; Sordariomycetes; Hypocreales; Hypocreaceae
Biological process (GO): SRP-dependent cotranslational protein targeting to membrane; SRP-dependent cotranslational protein targeting to membrane, translocation
Cellular component (GO): signal recognition particle, endoplasmic reticulum targeting; cytosol
Molecular function (GO): GTP binding; ATP hydrolysis activity; 7S RNA binding
Source: RefSeq, a predicted model, not a curated record